Cottoperca gobio is the source of this 3530-nucleotide messenger RNA. RefSeq names its product ubiquitin specific peptidase 2a (gene usp2a). The transcript is spliced from 14 exons. The coding region runs from base 418 to 2235 and encodes 605 amino acids. The record is from RefSeq and is a predicted model, not a curated record. Lineage: Eukaryota; Metazoa; Chordata; Actinopteri; Perciformes; Bovichtidae. Gene Ontology annotation, molecular function: cysteine-type deubiquitinase activity. Gene Ontology annotation, biological process: protein deubiquitination.
UGGUUGCUGAAAAACCCUACAACUGCAAGGGGAUAGAAGAUAUGGCUGAAUACCAGCGUAGUCUUGAUUUAAAUUUUACCAUGACGGUGUAGUCCUCCAUCCAACAUUACCAACACAGCAACUAAAGUAAUGGUCUAAAAAGCAACACAAACCAGCCAUAAAGAUACUUUUGGAUCGGGAUGGUCUGUGAGGAGUGAUCAGUGUCAGAAAGCCUGUGUGUGUGUGUGUGUGUGUGUGUGUGUGUGUGUGUGCGUGUGUGUACACUACGGGGUGGCAACAGUACGAUGAGCUGCCCAGGAGCCAUCACAGUCUGCGGGGACUGACACACACCGCUGCUAAUACGGCAGUCGAUGCAGUCUUCCAGAGGCUCUCCCUCCCUGUGGCUGAAUAAACCGCAGCAGCAGCAGCAGCAGCAGCAUGUCCCGCGUCUCUUCCACCGCCAAGCGCUACACUGGCCCCUGCUACACCGGCCACUACAGCUCCUACAGCUCCUCCCUGACCCCAAGCCUUAGCUCCUACAGUGAGCGGGACAGGCUGUCUUCCUACAAGUCCCCCACAUCCUCCACCUCCACCUCUUCCUCAGGUUACUCCUCCAGCUAUCUGAGCAGCUCCGCCGCCCGCAGCCGCAACUAUAGCACCUCCUCAGAACCCGACCGCGACCGGAGUCGAACUAUCCCACGCACUGACAUCCUCGGGAGCAGCAUCAGCAGCCGCCGAAGUGAGAGCCUCAGCAGAACCCCCAUCAAGAGCUAUGGCGGGUUGGGGCUGAGCGGGGGAUCGGCCUAUACCGGCUACACUUCCUACUCCUCCGCCCAGUCCAGCUACCUCUCCUCUUCACCGGUGGCCUCCAGCAUCUCACUCAACCGACGGAAAUCUGUCUCCCAGAGUGACUUGAGCAGGGACUUGGCCUCUCUGGGCCUUAAUAAUGCCUCAUCCUCUUCCUCCAGCCCGUCUUCUUCCACUAGUGCCCUGCGGAGCUACCGCAGUCGGGCCAACGAUGUGGCCAACUCGUAUUGCACGAGCUCCCGUCCGUGCUACUCAGGCCUGUCGCGGAGCUCUACUCAGGAGGCCCUCUCACGGAGCUCCAACCAGGAGGCUUUCAGCAGCAGCAGCAGCAGCAGCAGCAGAGCAUUCAGCUCUUCGACAUGGGAGCCGAGCAGUAACAGGCUGUCCGACUCCACCACCAGGGACUCCACGAAUUCAAAGAGUGCCCAAGGCCUGGUGGGACUAAAGAACCUAGGAAACACUUGUUUCAUGAACAGUAUUCUGCAGUGUCUCAGCAACACACACAGCCUGAGAGACUACUGCCUGCACAACUCGCACCGCAGAGACCUUAACAACAACAGCCGCACCAACACAGCCCUCAUGGAAGAAUUUGCCAAGCUGUUACAGACAAUGUGGACGUCGUCCAGCAGUGAGGCAGUCAGCCCGUCAGAAUUCAAAACUCAGAUCCAGAGAUAUGCUCCCAGAUUCGUGGGAUACAACCAACAGGAUGCUCAAGAGUUCCUGCGUUUCCUCCUGGAUGGCCUGCACAACGAAGUAAACAGGGUCACUGUCAGGCCGAGAGGCUCUGUUGAGGACUUCGACCACCUGCAGGAUGAAGAGAAAGGGAAGAAGAUGUGGAAUAAAUAUCUAGAGAGAGAAGACAGUAAGAUAGUCGACGUGUUUGUAGGGCAGCUGAAGAGCUCUCUAACCUGCAGCCACUGUGGUUUCUGCUCCACUGUGUUCGACCCCUUUUGGGAUCUCUCUCUGCCUAUCGCCAAGAAGGGUUACGGUGAGGUGAGUCUGAUGGACUGCAUGCGGCUCUUCACCAAAGAAGACGUCCUCGACGGGGACGAGAAGCCGACGUGCUACAGAUGUAAAGCCAGGAGAAGAUGCACGAAGAAGUUCACAAUACAGAAGUUCCCCAAGAUCUUAGUGCUGCACCUGAAACGCUUCUCUGAGGCUCGCAGAACCAGCAAAUUGUCCACCUAUGUUAACUUCCCCAUGAAGGAUCUUGACCUGCGGGAGUUUGCCUCUGAAAACAGUAUAAAUGCAGUGUACAACCUGUAUGCAGUUUCCAACCACUCAGGCACCACUAUGGGCGGCCACUACACAGCCUUCUGUCGCAAUCCCAACUCGGGAGAAUGGUACACAUUUAAUGACUCCAGAGUAACGCCGAUGUCCUCCAGCCAAGUGCGCAGCAGCGACGCCUACGUCUUGUUCUACGAGCUGGCUUCCUCCUCGCGGAUGUGAAGCCUCCUUGAGGACGGCGGGCCACAGCACCACUCUGACUGACGGACAGAUGGAUAAGGAAAAUAAAGACUGUUGGUGGAGCCGGGCCUAUUUUGGACUUAUAUUUUAACAUAUAUCACACACAUACACACACACACACAUGCACACACACUCUCAAAGGCACAGAUCCCCACCAGCCUGGAGACUGCUUCUCUCCACACAGAGAGGUACACUCUGGAAACCACAGGAACCUGAACAACCAGCCCUGCUUUCUCUCUCACUGUCUUUACUCACAUGUCUUGCUCAUUUCAGGGUGGAGAUGUGUGUGUGUGUGUGUGUGUGUGUGUGUGUGUGUGUGUGUGUGUGUGUUUACCGUGUGUGUGUGUGUGUGUGCGUGUGUGCGUGCGUGUGAGUGUGCAAGGUUGACACAGCGCAAUAAUCCCAUCUGACCGACAAACCGGUGAAUCUGUCCCUCUCUAUGCACUGCAAACAUCCUGACCGCGCCUUCACUUCUUUUUCUUCAACUCUUCAUCUUCUUGUUUGCCUCAAAGCAUUAAAACUCACUUGUUGCAAUUUUAACCUUUUUUCUUCUUUGAAUUUAAACUUUUUUUUGUUUGUUUUUUGGGGAAGCAUCAUCAUCAGCACCACCAGUUUGGACUGUGGAUACGUAGUGCUUAGAAUGUGACUAUAACAGGACUGCUCACGGAUUCAAGGAGCUUACAGCCCACCGGCCGGCUUGCUGUCCACGGCUUCCCCUCCCACUGCACCGCAACACUCCCAAUGUCUCUGUUCGCAUCUUCUUCACGCUCUGUCUUUCUGCUGCGGUGGUCGGGAGGCCGGUGGCACUGUGAGUGCAACUUGAUUCAGAGGACGACCCUCUUAACUUGUGUUUUAUUUAAAUUGUUUGUCCCACGUGUGGCUGCUACUGAUGUUUUAAAAGUGCUGUGAAUGGAUGAAUGGACAGUCCAGCACGGAUCUGCUAAGGAUUAAUAAUAUAGAUGAUAAUAACGUUAACAAUCCUCAUCGUCAAGCAUGAGGUCUUUUCUUCCUCUCUUGUUUCAUGCCAUUGAACAACACAAAAAGAAUGUUUUAAAGAAGAAGAAGACACUAUAUCUGUAUAUUUUUAUAUCCUGAUGCAACAUAGAGAAUGUACUAUUCAAUGGUGCUGAAAAUGACCCAUAACUGUUUACAGUUGGUUUAUUUCCCAGGUUUCAAGAGAGAAAAAAAAGUAAUUAUUUAUGCUUACAGGUGAUAAUGUGAUGAGUCACACUUUUUAACAGUGGCAGUCAAACACAUGAGCAUAUAUAUAUAUAUAU